This is a messenger RNA of Triticum aestivum (bread wheat), 1392 nucleotides long. RefSeq lists its product as uncharacterized. The transcript is spliced from 3 exons. The record is from RefSeq and is a predicted model, not a curated record. Lineage: Eukaryota; Viridiplantae; Streptophyta; Magnoliopsida; Poales; Poaceae. Bases 1 to 465 code for a protein of 154 amino acids.
AUGAAUCCUGAGAAAAGCAUAAUCUGCAUAGCAGGACUCAAACCUACCUCCACUCCUCGCCUCGCUGUUUGUUUCCACCUCCGCCGACACGGAAGAGGGCGACCCGCCGCCGGAAAGCCACGGAACGACGGCAGGUCAGUUGGAGUUGUGAGCAGCUGUAUGCAGAAAUCCAAGGAGGAGAAGGUGGACAAAAAUAUUUUUUUAGGCAUAGCCAUGGUUAAGAGAAAAUCCAAGUCUUGUUCUGAAAUCAAGAAGAAGAAACAGCGCAAUGCAUAUGAGCAUGCACAAUCCUUAUCUUGUGAUGAAGAGUUUUGGGAUAAGGAGCAGCAAGAGAUGUAUCUUCAGAUCUAUAAGAAAGCGGAGGUGUUUGCGCAUCGAUCUGUGCACUUGUCUGAUAAUAUUGACACCAAAUAUGAGAAACUUGGUCUCAAGGGUAUGCUUAGUAACAGUUCAACUUGGAAAUGAGAUAAUGAUACUGUCCGGAAAUUCUACAGCACCCUUUUCAUUGAUUCCGAUCGGACGGAAAUGACAUUUAUGAUCAAUUCUAAGCGUCGUCGGGCUACAAAGAAAGAUCUUGAAGAAGCCUUGUGCAUCAAGCCUGUGGAUGGAAGCGUUGUUUUGCACGAUUUCACCAAGUGGGACAGAAAUGAACUUUCAUGUCUGUAUGCUGAGCCUAAUAUGAUGGUCACUAAGAAAGUUUGUGAUCUUAAGCCUGAAGUCGACUUGAUCCAGAAGAUUAAUCGAUGUACUCUUUUUCCCAGAAUAGGAAAUCGAGGUGCUUGCGGUGACAUCCUUCUCAGGCUCACUCGUGCUAUUUACACAGAAGCACCUUUUGAUAUUGCCAAUUUCCUCCUUAGUGAGAUGUGCAUUAUCAUCGAGGAUCCAAACCAUAAGCUGCCUUAUGGGCCUUACAUCUUUUCUCUUCUGCGUCAUUUGAAGAUUAUCAAUGAUGAGAGUAUUGGUGAGACAUGUUCUCUCAGGGCAUACAACCCACUGGCUAUGAAGAAAUCAAAGAAAUCAGUUAUUGUUCAGCUUGAAAAGAAGGUGGAGUCACUUUUGGCUACCUUUAUUAAAAGGAUGGAUGAGUUGGAGCGAAAAGUUGAGGAAUUUGAUAAGAGAAUAAAGGAUGUUGAGACGCUGCUGAAGGGCUCCUCGGAUAUAGUCUUCAGGCGGAGAGGCGGCAAUUGACGCAUAGCUAUCACCUUAUCAGAGUAGCUGCUAUUAAGCAUUAGCUAUAUUCUCGUAGCAACUAUGAUAUAUUUUGUAAUUGUGGUGUGAAACUAGCUUGAUGGGUGUUGCUUUUGGGUGGUCUCCUGUUUUGGUUGGCCUUUCUGUGAAACGUGGGAGAGUUAAAUCAUGACGUGGAUUGGAAAUUUAUAACCUGUGAACUAA